AAAAGUUUAUGGGCUCGAACGCCGCCGCUGACUUCCUCAAACCGCACCUGCAGGAGCUGCGGCGAACUUCGUUCGGCUGCGCAUUUAUGGUUCCUACCUUUGAAACCUCAGUUGAGAUAAUAUUUACCGAGCAAAAUCCAGCGUGUCACAUAACUAAAAAAAAAAGUGGUAGCUGCUCUGCGCGUGCACCGACGAGCUUGUGAUUCGGACAUUGGUCGCACACUUUCCCCUCAGCGAAGGAACGAUGGUGUCCAUCGUCAAGGUGCUCUUCGGAUUGUGCGGGUUGGCCGUGGUCGUCAUUCUGAUUGCGGUUCCCACGGCUAUCUUCCUGAAGGAAGAGCAGAAGGGGAACCUAAGAUAUUUUACACUGGAGGAUGUCUUCAACAGUUCCCUGAAACCAAAGUCCUUUGGCAUGAAGUGGAUCUCAGAUCACGAGUAUCUAUAUAAGACCAAUGGCUCAGUCUUCCGCCUCAAUGUGGUCACAGGAGAGUCCUUGGAGUUCUUGAGUAGAGAUGAGUUUAAUGAAAAAGGCGCUUAUGAUUACCAACUGUCCGGUGACCAAAGAUAUGUUGCUUUUAUGAGCAAUCGUUCCAAGCUGUGGCGGCAUUCAUUUACAGCUACAUAUUCACUCUAUGACCAGGAAUUAAAGAAAUUUCUCAUACCUUCUGACAUACCUGAGGAAAUCCAGUACUUUGCUUGGGCUCCGGAGGGGAACAAACUGGCCUAUGUUUGGGAAAAUAAUGUGUAUAUAAAGACCAGUCUUGGAUCGCCGCCGAAGCAAGUCACCCACAAUGGCAACAAGAAUCUGAUUUUAAAUGGGAUCCCGGACUGGGUGUAUGAGGAGGAGAUGUUCUCGUCCAAUCAGGGGCUCUGGUGGUCACCUGAAGGGAAGUACGUGGCCUACGUUGAGACUAAUGACACAGACGUGCACAGCAUAGAGUACUCCUGGUAUGGCGAGAACCAGUACCCCAGCACUGUUUCCAUUCCAUAUCCAAAGCCCGGUACACCCAACCCUACGGUGAAGCUGUUUGUUGUGAACACUAACACAACAAUUAUUACUGAAGUUGUUGUUCCAGACACCUUCCGCUCGAGUGACCACUACUUGGCAACCGUUACUUGGGCCACAGAUGAACGUCUUGCUGUCCAAUGGCUGAAGAGAGUGCAAAAUCACCUCAUCCUUCAGAUCUACAACUUUAGUGGAGCCAGCUGGGAUCCUGUCGAGCAUCUGGAAGUGAAGAGUUCGACGGGUUGGAUUGGCCGGUUCUCUCCACCAGAACCAGUGUUUGACGCGGAGAAGAACAGCUAUUACCUGUUGAUGAGUAACACCGCAGGGUACAAGCACAUCCAUCAUGUGGUUGGGGGCGAAGCCACAGCGAUCACCUCUGGGGAGUGGGAAGUCGUGGACAUUUUGAAAGUGACCGCAGACAGUGUAUAUUAUUCAAGUAAUGAAGAGGGCAACCGGCCAGGAGGAAGGAAUGUUUACAAGUGGACCAAACAAGGGCCCAAGUGUCUGACUUGUGGCUUCCACGCAGAAGACUGUCAGUAUAACUCGGCCUACUUCAGCCACAAUGCUUCCUUCUACCGUUUAAGCUGCAGUGGUCCUGGCAUCCCUUACCAUUCUCUCGUUGAUAAUAGGAAUGAUAAAGAAUUCAUAGAGCUCAAUGUUUUGGAGGACAAUAAAGCGUUGAGCAGCCUGAUAGCGGACAUCCAGAUGCCCUCCAUGCGCCGCGGCGCCAUCAAACUCGAAGGACACAAUCUCUGGUACCAGAUGUUUUUGCCUCCAGGUUUUGACGAAUCCGAGAAGUACCCUUUACUAAUCGAUGUGUACGCCGGCCCCUGCAGUCAAAAAGCCGACUUCGCCUACAGGGUGAGCUGGUCCACCUACCUGGCCAGUACUGAGAAAGUCAUUGUGGCCAGCUUUGACGGAAGGGGAAGCGGCUACCAAGGCGACAAGUUAAUGCACGCAAUCUACAAAGCCCUGGGAACCUAUGAGGUGGAAGAUCAGAUAACAGCGGUCAGGGAAUUCAUCAAAAUGGGUUUCAUUGAUAAAGACAGAGUUGCUAUUUGGGGCUGGUCUUAUGGUGGAUACGUGACGUCAAUGGCCUUAGGAUCUGGAAGUGGAGUUUUCAAAUGUGGAAUGGCAGUCGCUCCAGUGUCCAAAUGGAAAUAUUACGAUUCCAUCUACACAGAGCGCUACAUGAUGGAGCCCUCAGAGAAUUCUGUGGCCUACACGAAUUCCACAGUUACUGCAAGGGCCAAGAACUUCCACUCAGUGCAGUAUCUUCUGGUUCAUGGAACAGCUGAUGACAAUGUUCAUUUCCAGCAGGCGGCCGAGAUCUCUGAAGCUCUAGUGAAUGAGCAGGUGGACUUUGAGGCCAUGUGGUACACGGACAAGGAUCAUGGACUCGGCGGCUCGGCCUAUCAACACGUCUACACACACAUGAGUCACUUCCUGCAGAGAUGCUUUGCAUAGUGUCCACUGGAUGUCUUUACAUCAUGUGAAUAACCAACAAAUAGGGAAUACAGUCCAAUUGUAAAUGCAGGCUUGAUUGUUGGUGCUCCAAACGCCAGAAAAGUGGAACAUGUCCGACUAUAAUUCUUUGUCUAAGAAAUUUUGUGUUCCAUAUAUUCAUCAGAUAAAAAUGCAUCUUUAAAUUUCUGUAAAUUUGAACUUUUAUACAGUUUUACCAAAUGUAUGCAAUUGAUUGAUUUGUUUUGUAAAAUAAUAAUUAAAUUAAAUGGUGCGAACUCAUUUUGUUUGAAAUAUGAUGCUUUUCAUUC
This is a messenger RNA of Pungitius pungitius (ninespine stickleback), 2781 nucleotides long. RefSeq names its product dipeptidyl peptidase 4-like. Gene Ontology annotation, molecular function: serine-type endopeptidase activity. Lineage: Eukaryota; Metazoa; Chordata; Actinopteri; Perciformes; Gasterosteidae. The coding region runs from base 245 to 2473 and encodes 742 amino acids. The transcript is spliced from 26 exons. The record is from RefSeq and is a predicted model, not a curated record. Gene Ontology annotation, cellular component: plasma membrane. Gene Ontology annotation, biological process: proteolysis.